ACCAGUCAGUUUAGUCAGUACUAUUUGUCAUAACAAUAACAAUUUAAAAUAAUAGUAAUAAUAUAUUAUUUGAUUUAAAUAAUAAAUAAUAAUAAUGGACUUGGGAUUAGGAAGUACUCUUUUACCUGGUGAUCCACGUUUGAUUGAUCACAUCGUCGGUGAGGUUAAAUCUCAGGGAAUAUUUGAUCAAUUUCGUAAGGAUGCUCUUGCUGACGUCGAUACCAAGCCAGCGUAUCAAAAUCUUCGGACUCGUGUUGAAGGGUCAGUUAAUUCGUUUUUGUCAAAGCAAGUAUGGAAAGCUGACUUGAAUAAAAAUCAAUUGCGUGAAACUUUACGCAAACAUAUAUCAGAAGCUGCGUAUUUAGAUGCUGGUGUUGAACGUAUAGUUGAUCAGGUAGUAAACCCUAAAAUAUAUUCGGUUUUUACACCGCAAAUAGAGGAUGUUGUUUACAAGUAUUUAGGUUUAGAAAAACCUAAACGUGAAAAAAAUGGCGGGCAUUCAAUAAAAGAUUUGCUGCCAAUUGAUUUGGAUCCAGUGUCACCUGAGUCUGAUAAAAAUAGUUUGAAAGAUGUGUCAUUGGAUUCGGUAGAUGAUCUUCCAAUCACCAGCAAACAAGACUCAGAUCUGGUUGAUCAUAAAAAUGACGACAGUAGUCAGGUUGGUGAUCGUGAUAAAAGUUUUGAAGAAAAAGACACUGUUGAUUCGAGAGAAGUCGUUGAGAAUGAGGCCAAUGGGAAUGAAUCAGUCCAGAGUACGGCUGAGGAAGAAAAAAUUAGAGCUGGGUGUUCGACACCUCAGCUUGCUGAUCCUGGUUUGAAUGAUUCGAUAAAAUCGGAUGAUAAAACGGAAGAAGAGGAAGAAGAUAGUCCGGUUUUUGAGCCAAUUGAUAUUAUGAAUUUUAAUGAAUCACUUGUUUCUAAUGAUUCUCAUUUGUCUGGGAUAUCUGAACUGACAAGUCAUCGGUCCCGUAGUCCUGAUUUUCAGAUAAAUGAAUUUUCCCGUGAUCAUUUUGAUUUUAGUAAUCAAGAUUCUCAAUUUUCAAAAGUAUCUUCAGACUCUAGGUUGUCUAUUGUCACUGAUUUUGGAUCUUCUAAUCAAGCGUCGACUCCUGUUCCGGAUAUUCCUAAAGAAGAAAAAUCUAAAGACAAAAGUGAUGAUGAUAAAAAUAAAGAUAAAGACAAAGAGAGAUCUAAUGAGUCUAAAGACAGUAAAAAUGCUAAAGGUAAUUCGUCAAAAGAACGUGGGAGAGAUAAAAGUGAUUACAAAUCAAAAUCAUCAAAAGAACGUUCAGAUUCACGUGACUCGCGCAGUCAUCGCGACCGUGAUUAUAAAAAAAAAUCAACUGAUUCAAAAAGCGAUCGCGAUAGAAGCAAAAGUAGUAGGGACAGCAGUGAUAAGUCCAGGGAUAAAGAUAAAGAUGGUAAAGAUAAAGUUAAAGAUGAAAAAACAAGUUCGGCGGGAAAAGAUUUGAAAGAUAUUUACAAGGAAAAAAUACGGGAGUUGCGUGAAAAAAAAGAAUUGACGGAAAAAGAAAAAUUGAAUAAAGAUAAAGACAGUCAUAAGUCCAGGGAUUCGAAGGAUAAAAAAGACUCAAAGGAUUAUAAUGAAAAAGAUUCCAAGGAUCGUAGAGACUCGAAGGAACACCGCAGCUCGAGUUCAUCUUCUAGGAGUCAUCGGCAUGAUAGCAGAAGUAAACGAGAUGAUUCAAAGUCUAGUCGUGAUAAGAAACGAGAUGACAGACACUCGAGAGACAAGAGCCGAAGUCAAGGAGACUCUGAUGGCAAACGCAGCUCUAAGGAUGAUAAAUCUGAUAAGGAUAAGGAUUAUAAAUCAACGCAGAAGCGCAAAGAGUCCAGGCCUGAUGAAUCGCGAAAGAAUUCUGACAAAAGUUAUACAGAUAAAAACAAAGAUAAGGAUAAAGAUAAGAAACGUCGUGAUGAAAAAAAAUCUAAAUCUAAAGACGACCACUCGAGUCUGCGUAAAAGUUCAAAUGACCGCAGAUCAUCGGAUCGCGAUGGCUCCAGUGGAUCUAAUGGUAAAGGGAGCAAGAAUUCGUGUCCUGGUUCAUCGGCAUCCUCAUCGAAAGCCAACUCGGGCCUCAAAGAGACCGGGAAUGUCAGUAAUUCGAGCAGCGAAACUUCUGAUGGCGUUGAUGAGUCUCAGGUUGAAGAGUAUCACAACACUGAUGGGGAAAGUGCAAUCCAAGUUGAUCAAGAGACUGAAGUAUCGGGAGUAAAUGCUAAGCGUGUUGAUUUAGGACUAAGUGAAAUAAGUCUUCCAUUAAAGAAACGUCCGUUGCCUGCUGAUGCUGAUGAUUCUGUUGAGUCGAGUCCCAAGAAAAUGAAGUUUCCUAAUAAUUUUAAAGAAGAUGAUAAAGUUAUCAAGAUGAAGAAACAAUUUGAGCACAGCGACUCUGAUGUUAAUUGUGAACAAGACAUUAAAGUACCAGAUGACGAGCGGGUACAGAUUAUUGAGGUCCGUGAACCUCAGGACGAUGAUGAAGAUGAACCGUAUCCAGAUGACAAAGAUGUUAAUUCAAAGUUGGGACAGUCGGACGUUAUUAUGGAAGGAGAUAAUUUUUUUAAGAUAAAUGUUAUUGAUAGUUGUAAGUCGAAUUUAACGGAAAUGGAAAUGUCGAUACGGGAGUCGCUUAAUGAAAUGAUGGCGGAUAAAAUAAUUGGGAGAGAUGGUAAUGAUAAUAAGCAGGAUAUUACAGAAGACAAGUUGGAAAAUAAUUUAAUUUUAAAUGAAAGUAAUGAUUUGAGUGGAGAAGUUAAGACUAGAGUUGAAUCUGAUGAUGAAGAUUGUUUGUAUUUUGUUGAAGACAAUGAGAGAUUAAAUAAAUUUAAGCUGUUUCUCAAGUCACUGGAUAUUGACAUCGCUCGUGAUAUUGAUGACGAAGAUGCCAAGGAUCUUAGUAGUGAUGAUACUGAAGUUAAACAAUUGUUGCUGGAUGAUGAAAAUGAAGAGUCUGCGGCAACUGUCACUAUGGCACCGCCUCAACUGAAACGCAAAUAUUCAACCAGUCCGCUGUCGGACAUUGUUUUGAACUCGGACAACAAUAAUGACGGUCACAAAGUUACGGGUGUUGGAGAUACUGAGGACAAGAAGAAGUCCAGAGAAAAAGAUACUGGGCUGGGAAAAAAGAAAUUAGGAAGACCUAAAAGACAGAGACCUAGUGUCAGCUCUUCGAGUCCCAACGAUGAUUUCAUGAUGCCUUUAAGUCCUGAAAGUGACGUUUCUGCUACUAGUGAUAAAGCCUCCGCAAACCAUAAGGACAAAGAUGAUAAAAGAUUAAAAAAUAAACAACGAUAUACAAGUGAUGAUUUAUAUAAACCACGUCCAUUGUUUGUUGGCUCGUCAAGAAGAAAUAGAAGAUCGAAUCAAGCAUAGCUAUUACUCAGCGAACAAAAAUGGAGGAGGUUUUAUUUAAAUAAUUAUCUUAACAUCCGUAGUCUUUCAAUCUGUUAACUAAUUAGCCAUCGAUAUAAAAAAAAAAUAAGAGUUUGUAUUUUUUUACGCUUUAUAUAUUAUAUUAAAUAUAUAUAAAUAUAUAUUUACACAAAAAAAUUUUUUUGACUAGAAAAAU
Molecule: messenger RNA, 3590 nt
Organism: Microplitis demolitor
Lineage: Eukaryota; Metazoa; Arthropoda; Insecta; Hymenoptera; Braconidae
Product: dentin sialophosphoprotein
Exons: 3
Coding region: 95-3394 (1099 amino acids)
Source: RefSeq, a predicted model, not a curated record